Molecule: messenger RNA, 6520 nt
Organism: Oryctolagus cuniculus (rabbit)
Lineage: Eukaryota; Metazoa; Chordata; Mammalia; Lagomorpha; Leporidae
Gene: FOSL2
Product: FOS like 2, AP-1 transcription factor subunit
Biological process (GO): regulation of transcription by RNA polymerase II
Cellular component (GO): nucleus
Molecular function (GO): DNA-binding transcription factor activity, RNA polymerase II-specific; RNA polymerase II cis-regulatory region sequence-specific DNA binding
Source: RefSeq, a predicted model, not a curated record
GUGCCAUUGUAGUGACUCAUCUCGGGCAGAGCGCAGGGGCUCCGAGCGAACCAGCGAGUGAGCGAGCGAGCGAGCGAGCGGCGCUCCUCGGCGGGGACAGAGAGAGGGCGAGGCGCGGACGGGCGAGGCGGGCCCGUCCCGGAGCGGGCGCCGGGGCAGGGGUGCGGGCGCCGGAGCGGCUGCGCGGGGGAGCGGGGCCGCGUCCCUCUCGGCCCGGGCUCACCUGGAACCCUGCGGGCCGCUGUCCCGCGGGCGCGCUCGGGGCGGCAGGACGGGCGCACGCCGCCUCCUGCUAGUCAAGUGUCCGAGCCGCUCGGGAACUCGGGCGGCAAGUGGGCCACAGGAAGUUUAUUCUCGGGCCCCUUCUCUCAAAGGAGGAAAUAGAAGUUUCUCCAGGCGGGCAGCCUUUCUUUUCGUCUUUUUGGCCCUGCCUGCCAUCGAGGGGAGGUCCCCAGAGCCCGCAGGCGAGGCUCGCCCGGCUCCGAGUCUUUGUUCGUUUCCGAUUCUGCCGCGAGCCGUGGGUCCCGACCCGGCUCCGGCUGCGCGCGGGGGCGGGAGGGCGCGCGCAGGGGAGGGACCGAGAGCGGCGCCGACUUUUUAGAGGGAGGGACCGUGUGGACAACUGGUCUCGCGGCGCUCUCGGAGCAGGGAAGAAGUGCGGUACGAAGCGCUCGGGGGACGCGGUUCCCGGCGUGUCGCCGCCUCCCCGUCCGCGCCCGCCGCCGGGGCUGAAAGCCCGGGAGCCGAGAGCGGAGCCCGCGGCGCGGCCGGCGGACGAGCGAGCGCGCAGCAGCCGGUGCGCGGCCGCGGCGAGGGCGGGGGAAGAAGAGCACCCUGUUUCCUCUCCGGCCCCCACCGCGGAUCAUGUACCAGGAUUAUCCCGGGAACUUUGACACCUCGUCCCGGGGCAGCAGCGGCUCUCCUGCGCACGCCGAGUCCUACUCCAGCGGCGGUGGCGGCCAGCAGAAGUUCCGGGUAGAUAUGCCUGGCUCGGGCAGUGCCUUCAUCCCCACCAUCAACGCCAUCACCACCAGCCAGGACCUGCAGUGGAUGGUGCAGCCCACGGUGAUCACCUCCAUGUCCAACCCCUACCCUCGCUCGCACCCCUACAGCCCCCUGCCGGGCUUGGCCUCGGUCCCCGGACACAUGGCCCUCCCGAGACCCGGCGUGAUCAAGACCAUUGGCACCACCGUGGGCCGCAGGAGGAGAGAUGAGCAGCUGUCCCCUGAAGAGGAAGAGAAGCGUCGGAUCCGCAGGGAGAGGAACAAGUUGGCCGCAGCUAAGUGCCGGAACCGACGCCGGGAGCUGACAGAGAAGCUGCAGGCGGAGACAGAGGAGUUGGAGGAGGAGAAGUCAGGCCUGCAGAAAGAGAUCGCCGAGCUGCAGAAGGAGAAAGAGAGGCUGGAGUUCAUGUUGGUGGCCCACGGCCCAGUGUGCAAGGUGAGCCCGGAGGAGCGCCGCUCGCCCCCCGCCACCGCACUGCCGCCCAUGCGCAGUGGGGGCGGCGCGGUGGGCGCCGUGGUGGUGAAGCAAGAGCCCCUGGAAGAGGACAGCCCCUCGUCGUCUGCGGCGGGGCUGGACAAGGCCCAGCGCUCGGUCAUCAAGCCCAUCAGCAUCGCGGGGGGCUUCUACGGCGAGGAGCCCCUGCACACCCCCAUCGUGGUGACCUCCACUCCCGCCAUCACCCCGGGCACUUCGAACCUCGUCUUCACCUACCCCAGCGUCCUGGAGCAGGAGUCGCCCGCAUCGCCCUCCGAGUCCUGCUCCAAGGCGCACCGCAGGAGCAGUAGUAGCGGGGACCAGUCCUCGGACUCCUUGAACUCCCCGACUCUGCUGGCCCUGUAACCCAGCCGCCUCUCCCGCCAGCUCCAGAGGGGCCCUCAGCACCACCGCCUCCCCAGGGACCAGCACCUUGAAGCCUCUGGGGCCGCGAGGACCAGAGUGGGCUCUGCUGGGGAGCUGCCCGGCUCUGCUGGACAGCUGGGACCCCGGCUGGGGCGGCACGGGGCGGAGGUGGGGACGUGGUCAGUCUCUGGGAGGCCACGGGGCCUCCCUCUCCUGCGUCUUGCAAGCAAAUCCUGUUUCUUGAAAGGCCUCGGAGAACCUGGCCUGCGGACUGGGCGACACCGGCUUCCGAGGAGCCUGAAGCUGUCCCCUUGAAACCACGCUGCGCUUCCCGCCCUGCCAAGCAUGCGCAGUGCCUUUUGGGUCCUCCUUCCCCCACCUCCGUGUCAAUUUCGCUCCCUCCUGGUUUUAUUUUUUUUUUAAUCGAGUUUGCCACGACAUUUCAUCCGGGUGGUCUGAGUAGUGACUCUUGUUUCUGGACAUGGGGCAGCAAAUGACUCCUGCGCUGGGGCGGACUGUGCAGAAGGGGACGGUCAAGUGCAAUACGGAACCCUCGGUCCCCCGACGCUCCCAGGCGCGCCGGCAUCUCCGAAACCAGCGGUGGGGCUCCCUGGGCUCGCGAGGGGGAGCCCCCUUCCUUCACUGGCAACCUCCUGGCCCUCGGAGCAGCGGCACAGCCGGAAGACAGGGUGUGAGAGAGACAGCCGGGACACAGGUUGGGUUUGCCAAGCGCCUAAUUACCAGGCCAGGAAUAGUGCCAACAAAGCCACCCGGGUGUCCUAGCCAGCUUCCCCUCCCCUGUGUCUUGAGCAGGGUGUCCCCUGUAAUUACUGCCUCGCCACUCUGCCCCUGGACCCUCGUCCCUGCCUAGGCACGGCACAGCACUCCAAGUCCCUGCGUGCCUCCGCCCUUCUCCUCAGGGUGACGCCACCCACGGAGACUUAAUGAGCGUGGCCUGGACCCUCCCCAGACUGCGGCUGGGCCACUCCUCCCCAGGCCUCAUGGAGGAGGAGCCCCUGCAGGCACAGUGGAUGGAAAGACCAGGUGAGCUGGGAGGCCGCCACUGGGGUGCACCUACAGCCGCAGCCCCAGGCCCGCUUGGCCCCUCAGCAAGGCAUUGGCCUCUUCUGCCCUCUGCUGUCUUCUGUCACCUAUGGACCAAGUGCUUUCUCUCUGCACACCCCCUGCCCCCCACCCCAGCGCAUGCUUCUGGCCCAGGCAGCAAGCUGAGAGCAGCCAUCGCCUGGGUUAUGGCUUAGGUGCCAUUCCUGGUUGGCUGGCAGAUCUUCCCGGCUGCUGCAGUUGGAGCUGGGAGGUAUUGCUUCCCACGGGGGGACAGCCGCCCCUUCCCACAGGUGUAGGAGGCCCGGGAGGGCCCCCACCCCAACUUCUAGCAAGAGCACAGCUCCGUGGGGUCUUCUCACCCCCCCACCCCGAGCCUUUGCUCCCCAGGGCAUGGCUCCCGGGGAGCAUCCUGUCAGGGCAGUGACACAUGGCCUGGGCUGUGGCUCUGGUUAGCUGUGGCCUCUGCAGGGCCACACUAUGAGGGGGCACUCUGCCCGUGGUGACUGUGUCUGCCAUCUAAAAUGAGACAUCCAUGUCAUGGAAACCAAACCCAGUCAGGGUAGAAUCCCCCAGUUUUCUGGAGCAAAGCAGGGACACCUUCACACACUUGUUCCCUUUUUUGCACACUGAGGCCACGUGUGCUAUUCACUGUUUAAUUCCAUUGCCUGCUUCCAUGCCCCAGACACACAGCAUGGACAAUCAAACCCCUGCCCCACAGCCCGGUAGGUCUGCAAGGAUCAGCCAUGCAGAGAGGAGAGAUGAUGAGGGGGUUUGUUCAGAAUACUUAAAAAUGUGCUGCGUGACAUUCCUUGGUGGUGGUACCACCCUCGGGGUCUCCCAGCCGCUCUGCAAAGGGGUGCUCCUAAAAGGACUGGGCCAUUGGGUUUCUGGCUUCAGAUGAAUCGAAGAAGCACAAGGCAGCCAGGAGUAGCAGGAGACAGGCAGGCAAAGAAAACGGGGUGCACUCGGCUCUGAGAGGUUUACCCCUCUCCGGGGCUGCUUGUAGCCAAGUGCGAGCUCUUCGCUUUCUUGCGCAUGUAGAUAUUUCUUAAAUGAAGCUGCUUCCUAGUCUGUCAUUUCCAAAAGCCCCUUUAUGUCCCGUUUGGUGCCGCCCGGAUCCCAGUGUGGGCUAUGGUCUGUGACUCGGGGUCAGGCGGGACAUUCCUGAGAGUUCAGAUCUCAGGCUGUGUUAGCCCUGGGACCAGCAGGAGGCCAAACCCGGCCAAUCCACGCGGCUUCCCAGCUGCGCUCCCUUUCAAUACCCCCGGCUUUGUCUCUGGAAGCUGUUUGGCUUUCCCGAAGCAAGAGGUUAUGUGGGGAAGGCUGAAUAUUCAGAGAGAGCGCCUCAGUUUCCUUCUUCCUGGCUUGCUCCCCGAGUUCUCCCUCCCGCAGCCACUCGCUCCAGAGUCACCAGGCCCCAGCCUGCCGCUCCCUCCUCCAGGGCUGCCGCUCUGGGGUGCUGGGCCGAGGGACUGCUCUGCUUCCCCGGGUCCCCAGCCCCGCGGCAGCUGGUGCAGACUCCCGAUGGGCUGCGGGCAGCUCUGGGACGACAGAGGGCAGGGCUCCUUGACCGGCUGGUGUGAAUGGCACAGUGCUCUGGGCCACCUGGAACCUCUGGCUCGGCAGACGGACAAGUUCUGGCGCAGGAGAGGCAGGUGAUUCCAGGUGAAGCUUAGGAAAUGGCCUGAGCCAACUCCAAGUGCGGAGCGGGGCGGGCGGGAGGCCAGGUGUGUCUACUAGGACCAGUCCCGAGCAUCCCAAAGCCAAGGGCCGUGGGGCGGCUGCUGCUUUCUCAGGCUUUGCAGGGAGGAGUCUCAGCUCCCACUGCACUCCCGGGGUCGGGAAGGGCGAGGCGGUUGACUGUCCCGAACGCUGAGACUCUUCUGUCCCCCUGAUGGCCUGCAGUGCCCCUUGUAGUCUCACCUUUCUCCCCGUCAGAUGUGCGUGGCCCUCUAGGAAGGAGAAGAGUACGCACCUCCCACAGGCACUAGGUUAGGCACUUUUCUACACUCUACCCCAGGAGGGGAGGGAGGGAGGAGAUACCCCUUAGGCCCCGAGCAAUGGAAAAGCAAAGCACUUGGAGGCAAGAAGCUCUUCCUUCCAAGGUUCGAGGUAAGACUGCCUUCGGUCUGAUGUUUGCUGUCAAAGGCCCCCCCCCCCCCCCGCCACCGCCACCUCCGACCUUGUCCCCCUGUGCUCCUCCACACCCCUUGGACUGGUGGAGGGGUGCGCUGUGUCCUUAGAGACUUUGUGGACCAAUAGGAUAUGUGGUGUUGUGUACCUUUCUUCUUAACACUUAAGUAAAGGGUCUUGCUGCGUUCUGCUUGUUCAGUCAUCUUGGCCUUCAUCUUAAAAGCCAGCAUCUCACUAUUUAUUGGCAAGGUGGAGUGUGUGUGCGUGUGUGUGUGCGCGCGCGUGUGUGUGCGCGUGUGCAUGUGUGUGUAUUUCCAGGUGUGCCUGCAAUCUCCUGAAGUUUUUUAAAAGGAAACCCAGUCAUCCCACUACUAAUCUCUCAUCUUCUCGUGCGUCUGAUGUUUCGGCCAUACAUCAACAAAGGGUUUUAACUUUCCAACGCUGACAACAUGUUCAAGAGGGGCUGGGUCAAAUUUUGAGGGGGGGCAUGGAGAGGGAGGGGAGAAGAAAUUGACAUUUAUUAUUUAUUUUAAAUGUUUACAUCUUUAUGUUGUUCCAAGCCUGAAUAGAAACAUAUAGCAUUAAAAUACUCCAUUCUUAUCUCUCUCUUUCACUUCCUUGUUUUUUUUUUUUUUUAAUUUAGGAUAAUGAUGCUUUUUUGUUUCUACAGUGAUUUGUGAGUUGUGCUGUAUAAACUGUAUAAAAAAGUUCUGUUUUGAAAGACAGUUUGUCAUUCCUCUGGGGACAGUGGUCGCUGAGAAAUCUACAUUGUUAGUAAACACCAGGCAAGAUCCUGUUCUAUUCCUCAAAAUGGAUUUUCUCUGUGUGAUUCAAGGUUUAUUCCAUUAAUUUUAGUUUGCAGUCAGUUGAGUUUGAGGAAGAAAAUAGUUGACGUUGUAUAAAGACUAGGUAUCAGGGUGUUUUCUGCAGUGGGAGAUGUAUAUAUAGUAUUUUGGUAUAUAGUGGACAAUGAUAAGCUUUGUGCACCUGUAUUUGAGAUAUGUCAAUGACGUGAAGUCUGCUAUGAGACCCUGGAGGCAAGCGAGUUGUACAAGGUUCCUAUAACUCUAUGGGGGGAAUUUAAUUACCUUUCUGGGCACCUUUUUCCUAUUUUUUUUUUUUUAAGUAAUGGUGAAAUGGUCCCAUCGUGGAGUCUCCUAAACAGAGCUCUCCAGACAGGACAUGAGCUCAAAAUCUUUGUAUAGUUUUGCAAAUUGAAGAGUAGCUCUCUCGGAAGCAUCUCCGCAGUGUUUCGUUGUUGUUUUGUUCUGUCGUUUUACUGUAUGUAAUACAAGCCUACAGUAUUUGCACUAAAGAAAGCUUGUUAGCAAAAGCUUGCUGCUAUGGAAGAAAGAACAUAUUAAACUUUUUUUCCCCCUUGCGUUUUUUGUUGUUUGUUUGUUGUUGUUGUUGUUAGCUUUUCCACUUUCUGUUGAGUAGCAUUUUGUAGAAUAAAAUGAAUUAAGAUGGAAGAGUC